GCCUCUGAGGACCUGUAGCUCCUGGAGCAGAGCAAAGCUGGAUUUUGGGUACCAGACGGGGAAGUUCUACCUCCUCUCCCCCUGUCUGGCCAGAGAUUCUGCAACGAUGACUGCUUGACACACCUCCAAGCUGUGAGGGCAGGUAAACACGUCAGGCGCAAUGCCGGUCCACUACGUGACAUAUGAAGGCAUUAAGUUCCCACCUGCCUACAACUCCGAGCACAGCUUGAGUUUUGCCCACAAUGAAUUCCUGGUGCGGGACGAUGACAUCUUCAACGUCACCUACCCCAAGUCUGGCACUGUGUGGAUGACCGAGAUCUUGAGCCUCAUUCGCAGCCACGGCUGCCCCAGCUGGAACCGAGCCGUCCUCAAUUCUGACCGCAUGCCCUGGUUCUCAACCCGUCUGGGUCUGGAGUCAGCUCUCAGCUACCCCUCACCUCGCCUGCUGACCUGCCAUCUCCCCAGGCACAUCUUCCCCAAGUCCUUCUCCCUUUCCAGUGCCAAGGUUAUUUACACCCUACGGGAUCCUUGAGAUGUUGUCGUCUCCUACUACUACUUCUCCAAGAUGUGCAACAGCUAUGAGGAUCCUACAUCCUUCGAGCAGUUCUUGAGGGACUUUCUGAAUGGAGAUCUGCCUCAUGGCUCCUGGUUUGAACAUGUCCGAGGCUGGAUGGAGAUGAAGGACAUGGAGAAUUUCUUCUUCAUCACCUAUGAAGAGCUGAAGCAGGACCUGUGUGGCAGCGUGAGACGUCUCUGCCGGUUCCUGGGUCAGGAUUUGGAUGAUGAAGCCAUCUCCUCAGUGGUGCAAAAUGCGUCUUUCACGGCUAUGCGGGAGAACCCAAUGUGCAGCUCCAUCCUGCUCCCAGCAGACAUCAUGGACCAGACGAAGGGCCAGUUCCUGAGGAAGGGCAUCUGUGGGGACUGGGAGAACCACUUCACAGUGGCGCAGAGUGAGACCUUCGACAGGAUCUACCAGGACAGGAUGCAGGGGCUGAACAUGACUUUUCCUUGGGACAGGCAUUAGAAUUCGUCCCUCUGAAGCCAACUGAGCACUGGGUAUAAACCAGCCACCGACAACUGGGGUAACUGGCUGCUGUUCAACAGAGGGGGCUGUGCCCGGGGCUGCAGAUGGUACUGAACCUCAGCAUGCAAGCAAUUAAUUUCAUGGAAUCAUAGUAUCAGAGAAUCAUUUAGGUUGGAAAAGACCUUUCAGAUUAUCAAGUCCAACUGUUAACCCAACACUGCCAAGUCCACCACUAAACCAUGUCCCUCAGCGCUACAUCUACCUGUCUUUUAAACACCUCCAGGGAUGGUGACUCCACCACUUCCCUGGGCAGCCUGUUCCAAUGCUUGAUAACCUUUUCGGUGAACAAAUUUUUCCUACUAUCCAUCCUAAACCUCCCCUGGUGCAACUUGAGGCCAUUUCCUCUUGUGCUAUCGCUUGUUCCUUGGGAGAAGAGACGGAUCUCCCCUCGCUACACCCUCCUUUCAGGGAGCUGUAGAGAGUGAUGAGGUCUCCCCUCAGCCUCCUUUUCUCCAGGCUGAACACCCCCGUCUCCCUCAGCUGCUCUAGACUUGUGCUCUAGACCCUUCACCAACUUUGUUCCCCUUUUCUGGACACGCUCCAGCAUUUUAUGCUGCCCUUUUACACUCUUUUUCCUUGGGAGAUCUUUUUCUCCUGGGUUGUGCCUCUCCUCUCUGUCCCAUCCCUCAACCCUUUUUCCUCUGAGGCAGUCUCUAGGGUCUCCCAUCAUAGGACUCACCUCCCUGUGCGCCAACACAUCCCUCUUCUUCAGGCAAAGGGGAGUAGCAUACGCCUGAGAGCACACAGCUGAAACAUGUACUGCCUGUCACAUCCACUGGCUGUGGCACCUUGUUUGGGAGCUGAAAUUAGCCAAAAUGUUCUCCUGGGGCUGCUCAUCAAGCAGGAGAGCAGCAGGGAAAAUGGGGAGGACCACUAGAAGGCAGGUGUGCUGCCAGUGUUAACACAAAUGAUGAGAUAAUAAUAAUAAUAUUAGUAGUAACAAUAAAAAGUGUGAGCAAAAGCAGGGCUGGCUGGCUACCAGACCCCGGAAACGUGGAAGUCCGCUCCGUCCCUUGCAUGGGAUGGGUUGAACAGCAGAAUGGCAAAAUAUCCCCUCCACUUUCCAAGCCAGGAAUGGGAAUUCCCAAGAACGGGAAUUUCUCACUGUCUCUUCACCUUCAGUCUUCCUCAGAAACGACAGCGAGGUUCACAACACACGUACAUGUUCAGCACCAAUAAAUUGCACAGCAGCCCCUCAGCCCCAAUGAACAUACAGUGCUAAUAUUUCUUAAUUUAGUGUCUGGUUGGGGUUUUUUGUUGGUUUGUUUGUUUGUUUGUUGUUUUUAAAUGCCUUUCCUAUUUGUAUAUAGCUUAGUUGCAUGAAUACCACUAGAGAAAAGUUAAGUGAGCAUUAGCCAAUCACUGUCACAGCUAAACAAAGCUAAAAUCUGUUCGUAUCAAGGCAAAUCCUGUGCCCUACAUGGGUGUAUUAACACAAAGCCGAUAACCUUUUACUACCAAAUGAAAGACCCUUAUCUACUUGAUCUACAAGGCUGGAGUGUGCAACUAUCACAGCUGGGUGAAAUAAAUAGACAUGGCAGAUCAUAGAAUCGUUUUGGUUGGAAGAGACCCUUAAGAUCAUCCAGUCAAAUCAUUAACCCAGUACUGCCAUGUUACCACUAAACCGUGCCCCUCAGCACCACAUCUACAUGUCUUUUAAACACCUCCAGGGAUGGUGACUCCACCACUUCCCUGGGCAGCCUGUUCCAAUGUUUGAUAACCCUUUUGGUGCAGAAGUUUUUCCUAAUAUCCAUCCUAUGGCACCACUUGAGGCCGUUUCCUCUUGUCCUAUCUCCUGUUGCUUGGGAGAAGAGACCGACUCCCACCUGGCUACACCCUCCUUUCAGGGAGUUGUAGAGAGCGAGAAGGUCUCCCCUCAGCCUCCUUCUCUCCAGGCUAAACAACCCCACUUCCCCCAGUACUCCUCAGAUGUUCUCCAGACCCUUCUACUUGUUCUCCAGACCUCUCACCAGCUUCGUUGGCCUUCUCUGGACGUGCCCCAGAAUCUCAAUGUCUUUGUUGCAGUGCAGUGCCCAAAACUGGACAUGGUACUCAAGGUGCGGCUUCACCAGUGCGGAGUACAGGAGGACGAUCACUUCCCUAGUCCUGCUGGCCACAGUAUUCUUGAUACAGGCCAGGCCUGGGCAACUGCUGGCUCCUGUUCAGCUGGCUGUCGACCAACACCCCCAGGUCCUUUUCUGCCAGGCAGCUCUCCAGCCACUCUCCCCCAAGCCUGUAGCGCUGCAUGGGGUUGUUGUGACCCAAGUGCAGGACCUGGCACUUGGCCUUGUUGAACCUCAGACCAUUGGCCUCCGCCCAUCAAUCCAGCCUGUCCAGAUCCCUCUGUAGUCCCUUCCUACCCUCAAGCAGGUCAAUGCUCCCACCCACCUUGAUGUCAUCUGCAAACUUGCUGAGGGUGCACUUGAUC
Messenger RNA from Chroicocephalus ridibundus (black-headed gull), 3512 nucleotides. RefSeq names its product sulfotransferase family 2B member 1 (gene SULT2B1). Gene Ontology annotation, cellular component: cytoplasm. Gene Ontology annotation, biological process: sulfation. The transcript has 7 exons. NCBI's taxonomy places the organism in Eukaryota, Metazoa, Chordata, Aves, Charadriiformes, Laridae. The record is from RefSeq and is a predicted model, not a curated record. Gene Ontology annotation, molecular function: sulfotransferase activity.